GAGCACAUGGCAACACAUUUAAAUGCCCUGAAACAGCAUCUCUCUAUGUGGAGUGUCUACGUCACGCGAUCUGACUCUCUCGCCCAUGGAAGCGCGCGAGACACAGCCGGAGCCGCCCGUUCAUUGAAUAAAAACAGCUCUGGGGAAAAUGCCAUUCUGUGAUUUUAUUUCAAAUGGAUAUAUUGGUCGCCAGGAAUAAUCUGCGUUCCUGUGGCGUUGCGGGGGAAUGCCUACUCCUAGGCAAAGCCCUGUGGAGGAAGUGGAGGUGCUGAGUGGUAAGGGAAGAUCCAACAACAACAACAUGGCAACAGAUGCCACCACCACCAACCUGCUGGCCUCUGUUAAAGAGCAGGAGCUUCAGUUUGAACGACUAACCAGAGAACUUGAGGAAGAGAGACAGAUUGUGGCCAAUCAGCUGGAGCGAUGCAGGUUGGAGGCGGAGUCUCCAGGUGCUGCGAGUGACAGCUCUUCUGAGAAGUCUCUGCUGUGGAGAUCUGCAGAAUCAUCAGGCGCAGAUGUGUCUAAGCCGUCGGAUGGUUGCCCAUCACCCACAUUUGGGGUCAGAGGUCAGGGGACACUUUACUCCCCUGAGUUGGAACAGAUCUCCCUGCGUGAAAGUGAGGGGUCUGCGGCAAACUCACGCAGCUCUACUCAAAUGAAUUCAUAUUCAGAUAGUGGAUAUCAGGAAGUGAGUGGUUACUAUAGCAACACAGUAACGCCUAGGCGUUCUGAAGGGAGGACCCAGUCCACUAGCUCCGCCCCUAGUGGAAGCCCCACCCUUGCCAUGAGCUCUAGGGCUGAAGGACAGGCCUCAGCACAGGUUACAGGAAGUGGGCGUGUCAUGAGGCGUGUUAGUUCUGUUCCCACACGUGCCACUACUCCGCUCUACAAUCCCUCAUCACCAGCGUCUCGGCAGCCCCUGCGUACUUCACUUGGAAGCCCAUUCGGCUCACCAAUAGUCUCAGAGCCUCGUCCUCUACCUAGCAUAUUUCCUGGCACCACCUUGCCUCUUACCUCCAGCCACACCCCCGAUCCAGUUCACUCCACUUACCUGGGACGGCAUGGGGCGGGGUCAGAGUCUGAGUCAUCUCAUACACUCCUGCGGUCCGGUAUGACUGCUCAGCCGCAGCAGUACGGAACCCUGGGGAAGCACGAAUCACGAGCCUAUGACAGCACUCACUCUUCUUUUGGGCCGCGAGCCUAUGACAUCUUUGAGAGGAUGGUCCUGUCAAGGCCUGAUAGUCUUACAGGCCUGCAAACAUCUUAUAGCCAGAAUAACCAGUUAGGCCAGGAGGCCCGUUCCCCUGACUGCCACGUCAAACCCAUCUAUGAGGACAGAACCUUUCAGAACCCUCUGUACCAGACCCCAACUCACGGGUCCCAGAGCGCUCUCUCCAGAAACAAUAUAGGGUUUGAUACUUUACAAAGGACCUCUAGCCAGUGCAGUACUCUGAGGUGCCAGAGAGGGAUAUUCUCCAUGAGCUCCAUGGCAACACACUCUGACACCUAUCGCCCCGCCCACUACAGUCAAACUGAGUCAAACUACAGCAGACAAGCGGCUGCUGUCAACAACGCUGUCACAAGAUCUCCUUCCAUAGACAGCGUUCACAAAGAUCCCAGAGAGUUUUCCUGGAGAGACCCCGAGCUGCCAGAGGUGAUUCGGAUGCUGCAGCAUCAUUUCCCUUCUGUUCAAGCCAAUGCUGCAGCGUAUAUACAGCAUCUGUGCUACGGACACAACCGCAUAAAGGGAGAGGUGUGUCGGCUGGGUGGGAUCCGACACCUGGUGGAUCUGCUUGACCACAAAACUCUGGAGGUUCAGCGAAAUGCCUGCGGAGCUCUGAGGAAUCUGGUGUUUGGAAAAGCCACUGAUGAUAAUAAAGUGUGUGUGAGAAAUGCCGGUGGAAUCCCAGCAUUGGUUCGUCUGUUGAGAAACACUCCAGACAAAGAAGUGCGAGAGCUCGUAACCGGUGUGUUGUGGAACCUGUCGUCAUGUGAUUCCGUGAAGAUGACGAUUGCUCGAGAUGCUCUCGGUCCAUUAACCAAUACAGUGAUCAUCCCUCACUCCGGGUGGGGUGCGGCUCCCCAGCGAGAGGACCAGAAACUCAAACUGCACUCGUCUUUGGUGCUGAGGAACACCACAGGAUGCCUCAGAAACCUGAGCUCUGCAGGAGAAGAGGCGAGAAGGCAGAUGCGUUGCUGUGAAGGGCUCAUUGAUUCUCUCCUCUAUAUUAUCAAAACCUGCGUAAACACCUCCGAUUAUGACAGCAAGAUUGUGGAAAACUGUGUGUGCACUUUGAGGAACCUGUCAUACCGUCUGGAGCUUGAGAUGCCUCCCUCUCGACUGAUGGGAAACCAGGACCUGAACAUGCUCUUGGGACCCGACACCCCCGGUAAGCAGGCCGACUACAGCUGUUGGGGCCUCAGGAAGAAGAAGAAGAGGAGAUCCUGGCAGGAUCAGCAGUGGGAUGGAGUGGGGCCCAUUCCAGGAUUUUCUGGAAGUCCAAAGGGGGCAGAGAUGCUGUGGCACCCAUCUGUGGUAAAGCCAUAUCUCACCCUGCUGGCAGAGAGCUCUACCCCGGCCACACUGGAAGGUGCAGCUGGGUCUCUGCAGAAUCUUUCUGCAGGAACCUGGAGGUUUGCAGCCUAUAUUCGUGCUGCCGUACGUAAAGAGAAGGGUUUGCCCAUUCUGGUGGAACUGCUAAGAAUGGAUAAUGACAGGGUGGUCUGCUCUGUGGCUACUGCUUUAAGGAAUAUGGCUCUUGAUGCCAGAAACAAGGAGCUCAUUGGAAAGUAUGCAAUGCGGGACCUUGUGACCCGUCUCCCUGGUAAUGGACCAUCAUUGCUGUCAGAUGAGACGGUGGCAGCGGUCUGUUGUGCGCUGCACGAGGUCACCAGCCGGAACAUGGAGAAUGCCCGUGCGCUCCAGACGGGUGGCAUUGACAAACUGGUUACAAUCAGCCGAGGACGUGGAGAGAGGUAUUCCAUGAAAGUGGUGAAGGCAGCAGCUCAGGUGCUAAACACUCUGUGGCAGUACAGAGAUCUGCGCACCUUCUAUAAAAAGGACGGAUGGAACCAGAAUAAUUUUAUCACUCCAGUGUCCACUCUGGAACGAGACCGCUACCGGUCCCAACCCAUCCUGCCAACCAGCAACUUACAGAUGUCUCCUGUCAUCCAGUCAGGAGGUAGUGCCACCUCAUCACCUGCGAUGUUGGGUAUAAGAGGUCACCAUUUCAAUCAGCGAAGAACCCAGUCCUCUAUGCAACUUCAUAAUUUUUAUGGAGAUGAAAAACACAGAAACACAAGUCAGUCUACAGGGUCUGGGAAGCAGUCUGCUUAUUUCAUCAGUUCUUUUCCUUCACCUUCAGCAGAGGAGUCCCACAGGUCAAAGCAUGGCCAGCUCUACUACCCAGAGGAGGCAAAUCAAAGUGGCUACGACUCUUACGGAAUGUAUCUGUCAUCUCCCAUGGGCUAUGAGGAUGCGUUCCUCGAUGAGCCAGUUCAGUACCCUGUGGUGAGCGAGAAACAGGUUCUCAAACCCAAUACCAACUACGUGGACUUCUACUCCACCACACGCAGGCCUUCGUACAGAACUCAGACCUACCCAGCCUCACCUGACUCCUGGGUGUAGGCGUGUACUGUGUAUGUGUGUGUGUGUAAAUAUGUUUAUGUAAAGUGUAGCCAUACAUAGACUAUUGCAAGGAGAUGACACUUAUCUGAGUCAGAGGAAUCCAAGAGUAUUCCUAUACCAUGUUAUGGACAAGCUGUUGAAUUUAAAUGGUGACUGGAUUUUAAUUUGCGGGAUUUAAUUUGUGUUUUUUGUGUGUAUAUGCGUUCGAGUGUGUAUGCGAGCAAGCUGUUGCAUUUGAAGCGACUCAUUCAUUUUCAGUUGUUGAAUUUAAAUUGUGCGAGUGUGUGUGUGUGUGUGUGUGUGUGUGUGUGUGUGUGUGUGUGUGUGUGUGUGUGUGUGUGUGUGUGUGAUUGUAUGAAAGAUUAAUGUGCACCAUUGAAUUAACUUGAAUGUUUUGACCUGGGAUUGAAUGUGAGCCAAAGACUUUACUUUCCAGUCACUGAUAUUUUAAAACAGUAGUGUGUUUAAAGUUUAAUGUAAUAAGAGCCAUCUUUUAAAGUUUUUAUUAUUCAUUAUUUUUUAUUUUUUUUAUUUUAUGGCAUGUUAUUAAAAGUCACCUCAGUUCCUGAGCCAGAUGAAAAAGUGUAACGAAAUUACAUAUUGGCCAAAAAGUCCAAUUAAGAAAUAAUAGCUGUGUAAAACAAAAAAACUUUAAUGAUGUUCUGUGCAUUGGAAAACAAAAUGUCCUUUUGUCUGGUCUCAUUGCUGUAGCCUAAUUAAUGUAAAGACAAAUGUAUGUUCCAUUGAGUCUUGUACAACUAUGUCAGUUUAUUGUACAGCUGUGAUCUGUGCUACUACGCACAAAAAACUGUUCCAUGAUAAAUCGCUAUGUAGAAGUGUGUGUAUAUGUAAGAGACCUUAUGGAAACAA
This is a messenger RNA of Xyrauchen texanus (razorback sucker), 4498 nucleotides long. Its product is annotated as plakophilin-4-like. Gene Ontology annotation, biological process: cell-cell adhesion; cell-cell junction assembly. NCBI's taxonomy places the organism in Eukaryota, Metazoa, Chordata, Actinopteri, Cypriniformes, Catostomidae. The coding region runs from base 227 to 3628 and encodes 1133 amino acids. Gene Ontology annotation, molecular function: cadherin binding. The transcript has 22 exons. Gene Ontology annotation, cellular component: adherens junction; cytoplasm; plasma membrane. The record is from RefSeq and is a predicted model, not a curated record.